GAAGACAAGGAUUCGAAAAAAACAUGAACAUCGAUUUUGUGAAAUUGUGUGGCAAACAUACGCCGAUCUAUGAGGCCUACUACAAACAGAUGGAUCCCAAGGGAACUGGGACCAUUGAGGCAAUGGCUGCUGCCAAAUUCCUGAAAAAGUCUGGUCUCAGCGAUGUGGUGCUAAGCCGAGUCUGGGAUCUCUCAGAUCCCAAUGGUAAGGGCUAUUUGGAUAAGCCAGGUUUCUUUGUGGCCUUAAAAUUGGUAUCAUUGGCUCAGGCUGGUCAUGUCUACAACAUGAAUAACAUUUACAUGGACACGGAGAAACCACCAAAAGUGGGUGAUUUGCCAAAGAUAAUGCCACCACGUGUACCACCAUCUCCCGUGGUAACGGCUGGUGCUGUUCCCGCGGCUGUACCCACUGGUGAUUGGACGAUUCGUGUCAUUGAUCGUCUCAAAUAUGAACAACUUUUCGAAUCAUUAAAACCGGUUGGUGGAAUGUUACCGGGCAAUAAAGUCAAAGGUGUAUUAUUGGAUUCUAAACUUCCUAUGGAAACUUUAGGAAAAAUUUGGGAUUUAGCCGAUCAAGAUAAGGACGGCAAUUUGGAUAAACAUGAAUUUAUCGUGGCCAUGCACUUAGUUUAUAAGACACUGGAAAAGCGUACGGUACCGGAUGUAUUGCCACCAGAAUUACGUAAACCAGGUGUGCCACCACCAAAACCAGCACCACCUGUUAUAGCUGGUGGACCGGGAAUGCCACGUGCACCAUCGAAUGAUGGAUUUGGUGAUGGUGGUUUUGUUGCAAACUUUCCCAAAGAUAUUGCACCACCACCGGCCAUACCCAUACCACCAGCCAUACAGCGUGUUCCACCCGUUGGCGGCCCAGCAACAGUUGGACCGUUAAUAUCGACAGAUCCAUUAAUACCCAUCGGUGCUCCACCAUCGGUUACUGCCAAUGCUGAUUGGGUUGUCGGCGCCGAGGAAUUUAAGCGUUUCGAAGUCAUGUUUAGGGAGGCUGAUCGCGAUAAAGAUGGCUUAGUAUCUGGCUUGGAAGUAAAGAAUGUCUUCUUGCAAUCGGGAGUGCCACAAAAGAUGUUGGCCCAUAUAUGGGCUCUUUGCGAUACCAAUCAAUCGGGUAAAUUAACAUUGGAGCAGUUUGCUUUGGCCAUGUGGAUGGUAGAACGCAAACAGAAAGGUAUUGAUCCACCUCAAGUAUUGACUGCCAAUAUGGUACCACCAUCGAUGCGAGGUAUUGUGUCCGGUGUCGAUAUACAGCCACAGGAACCAAAGCCUACAUAUACCAAUCCAGAACUGGAAAUGAUUUCAAAAGAAAUUGAAGAAUUGGCGAAAGAACGAAGAGCUUUGGAAACUGAAAUUGCUCAAAAGGAAGCUGAUAUACGCAUCAAGAAUGGUGAAGUUAGAAGCUUACAGAGUGAAUUAGAUACACUUUCGGCCACAUUAAAACAAUUGGAAAAUCAACGUGGUGAAGCCCAAAAACGUUUGGAUGAUCUUAAAGCUCAGGUUAAUAAGAUUCGUGAGCAGUGUCAGAAGCAGGAAGAAACUAUCAACGAACAGGAAGGCGAGUUAAAUGCCAAACGUUCAGAGUUACAAAAACUCAAAGAUGAGGAGAACUCAUUGCAAAAAGAAUACGAUGAAAAUAAUCGUGAACUACAAAAGCUUACCAAUCAUUUGCAGAAUACACAAUUACAAAUUAGUUCGAUACGUUCCAUGGUAACACAACUAAUGGAAACCCAACGUCAAAUGACUGAUGCUUUGCUUAUGUGUCGUGCUGCCAUCGAUUCUGAAAAUGCUGAACUAGUUUCGGAAUAUCAAUUGAAAAUUGAACCUGACUUUAGUGAGGCACGCAUUCAAUUGGAAAAAGAAAUUGAAAUACCAAAAGAUGAUCCAUUUAAUGAUACAAACAGCACCACCACAGCAAUGAAUAAUAAAAAUAAUGGCUUUACCAGUAAUGGCUUUGAUAGCGAUCCCUUUACCAGCAACACAACAACUGCAGCACCGGCGAAAGGUGGUUUUGAUGAUAGUUUUAAUACAGGUUUUGAUGCCAAUUUCGAUGCUUUUGCCAGUACCAAUACUAGCGGAUUUGGUGGGGAUGCAUUUGGCGGUAGUGCUUUUGCGAAUAAACCAGCAGAGCCCGCGAAGGAUACCUUUAACAACGAUCCAUUUGCUGCACUACACGCCCCAACGGGUCAGGGUCAAGUAUUAAGCCCAAAUACGCAGACACAAACACAAAAUCUAACCACUGCAAAAUCAGGACCUCCGCCAAGACCAGAAUCGCCUAGUCCAGCAUUACCUCCGAAGAAAUCAAAGGUGCCCCCACCAAGACCAGCUCCACCCAGACCAAUGCAGGCUCCUAAUCGUCCAGCUCAACCAGAAGGCUUUGGCUCCACCACAGGAUCAGGAGGUUUUGCUGAUUUUGCCGAUUUCGAUACUAAGGCACCCAUAAUACCACCACCCCUGCCAACGAUACCCUAUAAAUCAGCCAUAAAUUCCUCAAAGACAAAAACAUCCAACAUCUCAUCAUCGCCAUCGUCCACAUCAAAUCUAUCGUUAUUUGAAAAUUUCACACUAACUCCACCAGUCACAACGAACAGCAUUAGCUCGCUUGCUGCUGCCACCAUUUCGACAACCACUUCAAACAACAACAAUAUUUCAUCAAGUUCAUCGACAACUAUAGGCUCGAAUAUCUCCUCCAGUAGUACAACGAAACAAUUGGAUGACUCAUUUUCUGAUUUAUUUAAAAAUGUCAAUACCACUACAACCAGCACGAACAUCACAUCAUCCAUUGACACGGAUACGAACACGAACAUUUCAACAUUAUCAUCAUCAUCCACAUCAUUUGAUGUCACAAAUAGCAAUAAUCCAUUAACACGUUCCCGUUCCAAUACACCAAAGCAGCUGGCUGCAAAUACAACGGUGACUAUGGUAGCAGCAACAAGUCUAUUUGAUGCCUUUUCGGCGCCGGCAACGACAUCAACAACGGCAGGAACAAAGGUUGUGGAUCCCUUUAGUACCAUAAAGUCUACAUCUUCAGUAAUAAGUGGACCCACCGACUUUAAUGAUGAUCCAUUUAAGGAUUAUCGUUACGAGGAUCCAUUUAAUAUUAAGGAUCCAUUUGCCGACGAUGAAGAUGAGUUUUCAACGGAUCCUGAAAAAGUAUUUAAGGAUGAUAUAAGUUCAGAUGGUAAAUAUGAAGCGAAUUUCAAUGAUAAACAUAAAACGAACACUAACAAUACCACACAAGAUUCCAUGCAAACCAUAUCAACAUCAACCUCCAAUAUUUAUAGCACGGCCAAAUCGAAUUCGACCGUUAGCAGUGAUUUCCUCAACCAAUUCGAAUCUUUCAAUCUGAAUAACAAUCCAAGUCCAGUGCCAUCACAUCAUUCAAGUUCAUCAAGUGCUUUUACCGGCAUGGGUGCCAUGGAUGGCAUCAAUAACAACAAUAACAAAUCGAAAAGUAAUACACCCUUACCAACCACCACCACCACCACCACCAGCAACACAACAACAUCGAAUUCAUCAAAUCUAUUUGAUAAUUUUGCCGAUUUUGAUGCAUUCUCCACGAAAUCAUCUACCUCAACAAUGGAAUCGAACAAAAAGACAACGACGACUAAGAUUAGUAAAGCCGAUCCAUUUCUAGAUGCUUUUAAUGAUAACUUUGAUACGCAUUCGAACAAAAGUUACGACUCAAUUAGUAAUCCCAAGAAAACGACUGGAAAAUCGAUGACAUCUUUGGAUGCAUUUGAUGAUGCUUUUUCGGUACCGGAUACAGCCAAUAAAUCACGCCAAUCACCAUUUGAUGCAUUUGGUGGUGGCAGUGUUGGUUUUGGAGGAGCCGGCGAACAAAUAACAGCCACGGCAAUGUUUGAUGCCUUUAACGAUAAUAAUUUUGAAGAUGAUUUCUUUAAAAAUUCCAAUACCACAGUCAAAGAAACAAAUCUAAACAAAGGCAAAUUACAAAACAAAUCCCCAAUAUCAUUCAACAGCAACAACAACGAUACUAACAUUGACAAUUUUGCAAAAUUUGAUGCUUUUUCCAAUGACAAUUUUAAUAAUACCACCCCAUCAGACAUCACAAAUUUGAACAAUAAUAAACAAAAAUACUCAUUGCCAUCAUCAGCUGCAACAACAGCCACUACAGCAUCAUCAUUAGGUUUAGCUGCAAUACCAAGAACUGAAAAUCUAUUAAAAGUACAAAAUCAAACUUUACUCACAGCUGUGUCGAACACAGACAAAGCAGCAGCCGCUGCUGCGGCGGGUAACAACACCUCUGCCCUAAAUGAAAAUGGUGCUAAAUUACCAGAGAAAUUCACAGCAGAUUAUUCUAAACCGGAAACAUUUGAUGAUGAUCUACAGGAGGCCAUUAAACGUAGCAUGAUUGAACAGUAA
Molecule: messenger RNA, 4394 nt
Organism: Musca vetustissima
Lineage: Eukaryota; Metazoa; Arthropoda; Insecta; Diptera; Muscidae
Gene: Eps-15
Product: epidermal growth factor receptor substrate 15-like 1
Exons: 13
Coding region: 24-4394 (1456 amino acids)
Biological process (GO): endocytosis; endosomal transport
Cellular component (GO): plasma membrane; clathrin coat of coated pit; cytoplasm
Molecular function (GO): cadherin binding; calcium ion binding
Source: RefSeq, a predicted model, not a curated record